This is a messenger RNA of Emiliania huxleyi CCMP1516, 1122 nucleotides long. It is a transcript of the gene Fpg3-2, whose product is annotated as putative formamidopyrimidine-DNA glycosylase. Lineage: Eukaryota; Haptophyta; Isochrysidales; Noelaerhabdaceae. Gene Ontology annotation, molecular function: zinc ion binding; DNA-(apurinic or apyrimidinic site) endonuclease activity; oxidized pyrimidine nucleobase lesion DNA N-glycosylase activity. The record is from RefSeq and is a predicted model, not a curated record. The coding region runs from base 1 to 1122 and encodes 373 amino acids. Gene Ontology annotation, biological process: base-excision repair. The transcript has 5 exons.
AUGGUCGAGGGCCACAGCGUCCAUCGCAUCGCUACACAGCACACGCGCAGGUUGUGCGGCCGCUCGUACAAGGCCUCGUCGCCCAAUGGCCGCUUCGCCGAGGGCGCGAGGCUCAUCAACGGCCGCAGCUUCUCGAGGAUCGAGGCUGUCGGCAAGAACCUCUUCGCCUUCUUCGCCGCUGCUGGCCAGCCUGACGUCGUUAUGCACGUCCACUUCGGCAUGAGCGGCCGAUGGUCGGUCGAGGACGCCGCCAAGGCUGCGCCUGCCAAGGACACGACGCGUCUGCAGCUCGAGGGCCACGGCAUCGUCUCGAGCCUCUCGGCGAUGACCGUGCAGCACGGCGGCGUCGAGAUGUUCGAGAAGAAGCGGGCGGAACUGGGCGAGGACCCCAUCCGAGCGGACGCCGAUGCGGAGGCGCUCUGGGAACGCGUCUCCAGGUCGAAGAAGACCAUUGGGCUGCUGCUGAUGGACCAAGGCUUCUUCGCAGGAGUCGGCAACAUCUACCGCGCCGAGAUCCUCUUCGUCGCUUCGGUGCACCCGAACACGCCCGGGAAGGCGCUGAGCCGCGCAGAGUUCGACCGGGUGUGGGCGGCGUCCGUCAAGUUGAUGCGGCGCGGCUACGAGGAGGGAUCGAUCCUCACCGUGGACAAGGCGGAGGCGCUGGCGCUCGGCAGGCCGGGCCUGCGCCGCUGGAUCUACAACAGCGCAAAGUGCGGCCGGUGCAACGGGCGCGUCGCGUCGUGGGACGUGGCCGGGCGCACGUGCUACGCGUGCGCCGCGUGCCAGCCGCUCGACCCGAGCGAGAGCCUCGAGGCGCGACUCGCCCAGCCUGCGAAGCUGCGGGUGGCCGAGCUGCGCGAGGCGCUCACGGCGGCAGGCCUCGACGCCGGCGGCAAGAAGGCAGAGCUGGCGGCGGCGGGCGAGUCGCGAGCGGUGGAGCACGUCGCCGAGUGGGAGGUGGGGCUCGACGGCGCUGCAUCUGGACGCAUUUCGGCUGGUUUCUUGCCUGUUUUCCACAAAUUUUUCAUCUUUUGCACACUCUUGCUCUGCAUAAAAAUUAUACAGGGCCGGCUCUUACAGGCCUCGUCAGGGCCUGGAGGCCUCGCUGGAGCCGAGGCAUAG